UUGGGUACCGACGCCUAUUCACGAGACAAAUAUAGAUUUUUUAUUUUUCACAAAAGACAAUGGUUUAGUGUUCAUAAUUAGUGUUUAGAAAAACAGUUUUUAUUUCGACUUUGUACUUUGUGUAGUGGUUGCUUCAUAAAGGCUAUCGUUGAUCCCAGUUAAUGUAAAUAGCCUUUAUAAAGCAUUCAUAUUUAAUAAAGAUGUAAAUAAAACUUUUAAAAUUCAUGACGUUGAUUCAAGUGCUAAAGACUAAUAAAGCUUGAAAUGAUACAGCCGAGCUGAAACAAGCGCUAUGAUCGCUUCUAGCGAACUCACGCCAACAUGGCCGACGAAGAAGAAAAACUGCCGAUACCUCCCACAUUCCUUGAGAAACUUCUCUUCUACACAACAGCAACUUUCGUCCUUCUCGCAAUCUUCAGUCUCUUUGCCUUCCUUUUUUUAGUACCAUUCGUCAUAGAACCAGCAUUUACGACUAUAUUUAUGCAGUUUGAUCCUGUCGCAGCAUUGUGUGUAACAACAGAAGUUAAACAGUUGUUUGGCGUGAGUAACUGCUCAUGGGCAUCAUGCAGAGAAGGCUGCACUAAAGAUCUUUUCGAGUGUACACAAAUUAGAGUAAACUAUAAACUGGGAUACGCACCAAAUAUCUCAGCAACUGAAUACGAGGAGCUUAUCAGAGCUGAAAGAUCUUUACGAAAAGAUUACGAAUACGAAAAUUACGAGUCACCAAUAGAUAAAAUAGAUCCAGAAAUGGAACAACAAGAAUUAGAAGAUAUAGCACCGACUGGUCUACAAGGUGAAGACUCGGAAUGGUACUUUACAGGAGCAAGAUUAUUUCCAAAUGUUAAGGGAUGCGGAUAUCCACCGAUUUUGAAUUGUACAGUAUUCUAUGGAAAGUAUAAGCCAAUUGGCAAUAAUUAUACUUGCUACUAUAGCCGAAUUGAUCCUGGAUUAGUGAUCACAGAAUUAGAUAUGUGGCAGAACACGCUCAAUUUAGUUUACGCCAUGGCUAUACCGAUUCCAUCCUUUAUCAUUUCGGUGAUAUACUUAACAUUUGCGUACUUCAAAAUAUAUAAUACUGAAGAUGAAUCCGAACAAGCGCCUUUACAGAGUGAUGCGGAGGCAAUGGCUACAGGAGAUGAUGGAAAGCCAACUACUCCUGGUUCGGACACGUUUAGAGAAGAUCUAGCAUGUUUUGGUCAUCAAUUGAAGUUACAACUAGCUAACGAUAAGCCGAAAGAUGGAUUUGAAUCAAAUAGUCCUCCAAUUUCAAAUUCGGCUUCAUUGUCUGGGACCAAAUCAUCUUUCGUGAACGCCUAAUGAAAGUCACCAAGAUGACAGGGCUCCUGAAGAGGCUUCGGGUAUCAAGUAUACCAUGAACUGACGUGAAAAGACAAAAAUGAUCACCUGGCCACAGUCAUGCUUUCACGGUCACCUUUCACGUGAUCGCUUGCUGCUUUUCCGAGAAGAAAUAGCUUCCAAGUGAAGUGACAAUUUGAAAUGUGUUGUGAAAUUGUUUAUUUUUCGUGACAGCAAAACUUAAUAUACUAUACUAUAAUGAAUACGAAAACAUUUUAAAACCACACCGCCGAUUUUUAUUAUAGAAACAAGUAACAUAAAUGUAUUGCAAUUUGGAAACAAUACAAAGAAAUAUUUAACUAACGAUAGCGCAAUUCUAAGAAGUUGUCACGAAAAUAGUUAAUUUAGUUCUAAGUUCUAAUUUAGUUAAAAAUCACAUGGCGCUUAUGUAUAGAAGAUUGUUUAAAAUUAUGCUGUGUUUAUGAAAUGCACCAUAACACGUACACAAAAUGUUUCAGAAAAUUUAAUUAUAAUUAUUUAUAUGUAAUGCAUUGAAUGAUUUAAAAGCUAAGGGUACUCGAAAACAAUACUAAGCUAGUACACAAAUAUUUUGUACAAUUCAUAUACCAUGUUAUAAAUCGAUUCAAAAAAUCGUCCCUGCCUACGAGUAUCGAUUUUCCGUCCCAUGCUUUUUAAAAAUUCAACGAUACUUAAUGUCCAUAGCAACCCGAAUCGACUAUCUAAUUAAGGCUAUUGACCCAAACUAUAUAUAAUUUCUUAAAAGCCUCCUAACGCUAUUUUCCGUCUAAAAUGCUCAAUAUUAAAAUUUCAAAAGUUAACACUAUACAGGCCCGAUUUCGCAAACUAUUUAUAUAAGAUCUUUCAAAUCGUACAGAACUUUAUGCUAAAAGUAAUUGCUAUAAUAUGAUUAAAAUGCUUAUUUUGUCUUCUACCUUUCUUUUUCUAUAAUAAUAUAAGACUUUACUGGUAGUAAUUCAUGUCCAUAAUACAAUAAUUAAAUUUUUGAGUUCCAAUAUUUUUGUGUACUUUGAAAUAAUUAUUGUAUAUAUAGCAAGCAUUUUCUAUCAAACUUAUUCUAUGAAAAAAAAAGCUUUAGUUUUUAAGCUAUUUCCACAUGUGCUACAUAUGUAAUAAUAAUGCUUAAAAUGUAUACAUAUUGACUUGAAUUGUAAAACAAAUAGAAUUCAAUGCUAUGAAAGUAUGAAUAUUAAAACAUACUAUUAACGAAAAUUUACCUAUAUAGGUGGAAUUUUCAUGAUGAUAACAUAAAUAUGAUAUUAAAAUUAUUGAAUAUUCUGGUAGAACGUACUUCUAAAUGAUCGCUUGGCAAAUUUAAGACCGUAUGUUAUCCAAUGUAUCUUAGAUGCGUUUUAUAAUUUUUUAAAGUAAUCAAAUAUUCGAAAAUAAAAAAAUAAAAAUGUUUUUAUUCAUUAUAAGUACAUAUGCAUUACAAUGUGUAAGAUUUGGAAAUCCUUUUAAGUAAAAAAUAUAAUAUAUAAGUUUAAAACGUUCACAUAUUUUUAUAAAAAAUCAUCAUCACAAUAAUAAGUCGAAUUAAUUCUAUUUGUUGUA
This is a messenger RNA of Pieris brassicae (large cabbage white), 2889 nucleotides long. RefSeq names its product protein tipE (gene tipE). Gene Ontology annotation, molecular function: sodium channel regulator activity. Bases 322 to 1317 code for a protein of 331 amino acids. The record is from RefSeq and is a predicted model, not a curated record. Gene Ontology annotation, biological process: regulation of sodium ion transport. NCBI's taxonomy places the organism in Eukaryota, Metazoa, Arthropoda, Insecta, Lepidoptera, Pieridae. The transcript has 4 exons.